AUGGACGCGCUUAACAUUGAUACAAGAGAAAUUGAGCUCCGGGAGCAGGACCGGUGGUUGCCGAUCGCCAACGUGGCGCGGUUGAUGAAAAACACGUUACCGACGACGGCGAAGGUGUCCAAGGAUGCCAAGGAGUGCAUGCAGGAGUGUGUGUCGGAAUUCAUAUCGUUCAUCACGAGCGAAGCCUCAGACAAGUGUUCGGCCGAAAAGCGCAAGACGAUCAACGGGGAGGACAUUUUGUUUGCGAUGAACAACUUGGGCUUCGAGAAUUACGCGGAGGUGUUGAAGAUCUACUUGGCAAAUAAAGUUAGUAGCUAUCCGCAAAGCAUACUGAUACGUCACGUGAGAAUUACAAAGAUCUACCUCUAG
This is a messenger RNA of Babjeviella inositovora NRRL Y-12698, 369 nucleotides long. It is a transcript of the gene HAP31, whose product is annotated as Hap31p. The record is from RefSeq and is a predicted model, not a curated record. The transcript is spliced from 3 exons. Lineage: Eukaryota; Fungi; Ascomycota; Pichiomycetes; Serinales. Gene Ontology annotation, molecular function: DNA-binding transcription activator activity, RNA polymerase II-specific; protein heterodimerization activity; RNA polymerase II cis-regulatory region sequence-specific DNA binding. Gene Ontology annotation, biological process: regulation of transcription by RNA polymerase II. Gene Ontology annotation, cellular component: CCAAT-binding factor complex; nucleus. Bases 1 to 369 code for a protein of 122 amino acids.